AUGAAUACGCGUGAAUUUCAGCCUGCUGUGGCGUUAGCACGGACCAAUGGAAACCGUGCCUACCCACUCGCUGUCACAGCAGAUGCUGUCGCUUCAAGUGACAGCAGCAAUGCAGCGGAAAGCAAGCCUCUUUGGCAAAAUGAAACAUUGCUUGGAAGAUAUCAAGAUGUAUGGAAAAGCGUUGGACAAGAAAGCAACGGGACUCAUGUACUCGCGAGGACCACAUAUGAAAAUGACACAGGAUCCUGGGGUGAACAAUUCAUGUGCCUGAGCGUGAAUGGAACAGACGUGAAUGUGACAGCUAAAACAGUUACAUUUGUUUUCACGUUCAGAAAUGCGUCUAGCAAGUGUGAUGCAUAUUACAAUGUGACAGAAACAGUGCAGGCCGUAUCCACCGAUGGCUACAACACAACAAACGCAAUUCAUUACCUAGGUUAUGGCCACAAAAACCUAACAGACACACUCAUCUUUUCUGAUGGAAAAACGUGCGCUGUGUUCUUCGUGCCUUCUCAAGAAAAUGGGUGUGAGCUCUGGGUGGAACAACGUUACGCGAGCCACAUCCCGGACUGCUGCAUGUUCGUGUUCGAUGUUUUCUGUGCCAAGGGAAAAAUAAUUUACGAUAAAUACAAUGUAACAGAAUGCCUUGGUGAGGCAAGCUCGUGAUUUAACUGAGCGACACUUUUAUG
Messenger RNA from Dermacentor albipictus, 686 nucleotides. Lineage: Eukaryota; Metazoa; Arthropoda; Arachnida; Ixodida; Ixodidae. The record is from RefSeq and is a predicted model, not a curated record.